Aspergillus tubingensis is the source of this 849-nucleotide messenger RNA. Its product is annotated as secretion related GTPase. Gene Ontology annotation, biological process: regulation of endocytosis. The coding region runs from base 1 to 849 and encodes 282 amino acids. The transcript is spliced from 2 exons. The record is from RefSeq and is a predicted model, not a curated record. Gene Ontology annotation, cellular component: endosome. Lineage: Eukaryota; Fungi; Ascomycota; Eurotiomycetes; Eurotiales; Aspergillaceae. Gene Ontology annotation, molecular function: GTPase activity; GTP binding.
AUGUCACAGCCAUGGGAUUAUAUUGCUAAACUUGUUUGCAUCGGGGACUCGGGAACUGGGAAGUCUAGUUUGACGAUCCGACUCUGCGAAGGGCGCUUUUCGUCCUCCCAUGAUGUUACAAUCGGCGUCGAAUUCGGUUCACGGAUCGUUCCGGUGGGCCCGCCGGCUUCAAAGGCCUUGGGAGGCGAGUUCGACGAUUCUAUCCGCAAUCGUGCCCCUUCACUCACAUCUUCGCCCUCAUUGCCCGCUACGACUACAGCCAGCGAAUCAGUCGCUUCUGGACUGCCCAGUCCUCCACGUAGGGUACAGGAGCUCCAGAAAAGAAUGAAGUUGUCGCUAUGGGACACCGCUGGCCAAGAAACGUACAAAUCUAUUACCCGCUCUUAUUUCCGUGGUGCUUCGGGUGCCCUACUGGUCUUCGAUAUCACUAGACCUUCUACAUUUGUAUCGUGCACACAGUGGCUCCAUGAUCUGCGGCAAAUUGCGGAAGAUGGCAUUGUAAUUGUUCUGGUCGGCAACAAGAGCGAUCUUGCCGCUGAUGAGUCGAGAUCGCAUCAGACAGUCACUAGGCAAGAAGCGGAGGAGUGGUGCCGUUUGAAUAACAUCACACGGUAUGUUGAGACAAGCGCGAAAUCCGGAGAGAACGUGGAGCGUGCAUUUCUUGAGGUAGCCGAGAUGAUAUACCGCAACAUCGAAGCUGGCAAAUAUGACCUCUACGACCGUCGAAGUGGUGUGAAGGGCUAUGGUGCUACUGGUGGAUCAAACUCAGGUAUCCCAAAUACUGUCACUUUAGGCGUGGAUGAUGCCAUGCGCAAGGGUGGAAGUGGCCUGGCAGGAGGCUGUUGUUGA